This is a messenger RNA of Emiliania huxleyi CCMP1516, 879 nucleotides long. RefSeq lists its product as hypothetical. NCBI's taxonomy places the organism in Eukaryota, Haptophyta, Isochrysidales, Noelaerhabdaceae. Gene Ontology annotation, cellular component: cytoplasm. Bases 1 to 879 code for a protein of 292 amino acids. The transcript has a single exon. The record is from RefSeq and is a predicted model, not a curated record. Gene Ontology annotation, biological process: protein folding.
AUGCUGCCCUUCGAGUUCACCUACGUCAAGAUCCCGGCCGACGAAGCGCUCGAUUAUGAAGAGCUGCGCGGCGAGAUCUCAAAGGCAGGUGACAGCCUGCAGGCGCAGCUCAAGGCGGCGUUCGCGGGUGGCAGCAUCAAGCGGGUUGAUCACCUGCGGCAGACGUACGGAAGGGACGUGGAGAGCAAGCUCGACACACUCAACCGCAUCGCCCAGGAGGAGGGCUCCGUCGAGCUCUUCGCGCUCACCAAGCCGAGCAAGUCGUCGCAGCCGGUGCCUCACGCGGGCGUGUACCUCUACAUCGACGAGAUGGGGAUGCUCAAGGACCGGCCAGUGAACCGGCGCGCCUUCGAGCUGGCCCGCUCGUGCGGCCUCGAGCCGGAGCAGCCCUUCCACGGCGACGCCUACGUCGGGAGGGUGCUGGUCGAGCCGGGCCUGCGGCAGGCGGACUUCCACGCGGCGGAGGUGGUGUCCUCGAGCCCGUGGAUGGCGAGUGCGCCCGCGGAGAACGCGGCGUACGCGGCCGCCAUGCACGACUACGAGCAGGCGGCCAAGGCGAAGCAGGUGGGGCCGACCGAGGAGGAGAGGAGCGAGGCGAGGGGCUGGAGCUGGUCGCAGACGGCGGAGGAGCUCGAGGUGAGCGUGCGGCUGCCAGAGGGGGUGAGCAAGAAGGAACUCAAGGUGGCCAUCACAGCCACCAGGCUUGUCGUCGGCCGCAAGGCGGGCGGCGACCCCAUCGCGCAGCUCGCGCUGUACGCGCCGGUCAGCGCCGACGAGUCCACUUGGACGAUGGGCUCCGACGAGCGCGGCACAACGGUCUGCAUCGAGAUGGAGAAGCUGCACCCGGAGACGUGGCCUCAGCCAGAGAAGGUCUCGUGA